Carlito syrichta (Philippine tarsier) is the source of this 2208-nucleotide messenger RNA. It is a transcript of the gene PDHX, whose product is annotated as pyruvate dehydrogenase complex component X. NCBI's taxonomy places the organism in Eukaryota, Metazoa, Chordata, Mammalia, Primates, Tarsiidae. Gene Ontology annotation, molecular function: acyltransferase activity. The transcript has 10 exons. Gene Ontology annotation, cellular component: mitochondrion; pyruvate dehydrogenase complex. Gene Ontology annotation, biological process: pyruvate decarboxylation to acetyl-CoA. Bases 23 to 1342 code for a protein of 439 amino acids. The record is from RefSeq and is a predicted model, not a curated record.
AGUCGAUCCCAUCAAGGUCCUGAUGCCAUCACUGUCUCCCACGAUGGAAGAGGGAAACAUCGUGAAGUGGCUGAAGAAGGAAGGUGAAGCCGUGAGUGCUGGCGAUGCCUUGUGUGAAAUUGAGACUGACAAGGCCGUGGUUACCUUGGAUGCCAGUGAUGAUGGCAUCUUGGCCAAAAUCGUGGUUGAAGAAGGAACUAAGAACAUACGGCUCGGUUCACUGAUUGGUCUGAUGGUUGAAGAAGGAGGAGAUUGGAAACAUGUGGAGAUUCCCAAAGAUGUCGGUCCCCCACCGCCAGCCUCAGCACCGUCCGUGCCUUGUCCCUCCCCAGAACCACAGACUUCUGUCCCUGUCAAGAAGGAACACAUACCCAGGACACUGCAGUUCCGCUUAAGUCCAGCUGCCCGCAACCUUCUGGAAAAACAUGCGCUGGAUGCCAGCCAGGGCACAGCUACAGGCCCGCGGGGGAUAUUCACAAAAGAGGAUGCUCUCAGACUGGUCCAGCUGAAACAGACGGGCAAGAUUCCAGAGUCCCGACCAACCCCUGCAGUCCCUGCCCCUGUUCCAGCCCCCCCGCAGGCCACAGUGGGGUUCGCUUAUCCCCGGCCGAUGACGCCCCCGUUGUCCACUCCUGGACAGCCCAAAGCCGUGGGCACAUUCACUGAAAUCCCCGCUAGCAAUAUUCGAAGAGUCAUUGCCAAGAGGUUAACUGAAUCUAAGAGUACUGUACCUCACGCCUAUGCCACCGCCGACUGUGACCUCGGAGCUGUCCUGAAAGUUAGGCAAGAUCUGGUCAAAGAUGACAUUAAAGUGUCAGUAAAUGAUUUCAUCAUCAAGGCAGCAGCUGUUACUCUUAAACAAAUGCCAGGUGUCAACGUCAGCUGGGAUGGAGACGGCCCCAGGCCCCUGCCCUUCAUCGACAUUUCAGUGGCUGUGGCCACAGAUAAAGGCCUGAUCACACCAAUCAUAAAAGAUGCGGCCGCCAAGGGGCUGCAGGAAAUCUCGGACUCUGUGAAGGCUCUGUCAAAGAAAGCAAGAGAUGGAAAGCUGUUACCUGAAGAAUACCAAGGAGGAUCUUUUAGUGUUUCCAACCUGGGCAUGUUUGGCAUCGACGAGUUCACCGCCGUGAUCAACCCCCCACAAGCCUGCAUCCUGGCCGUCGGGAGGUCGCGACCUGUGCUGAAGCUCACGGAGGACGAAGAAGGGAACAUCCGACUGCAGCAGCACCAGCUUGUCACCGUCACGAUGUCAAGUGACAGUCGCGUGGUUGACGAUGAGCUGGCCACCAGGUUCCUCGAGAGUUUCAAGGCCAACCUGGAAAACCCCCUCCGGCUGGCCUAGGCUUCAGGGCCCCCACGUGUGUCUUGGCCUAGGGAGUAGCUGUUACUGAGACCUGCACGUAGGGAGCAACUGGGUGUUCACGUGUGAAGUGCAUGAAAUGCUUAUCUAUUAUAAAAAUGAGGGCAUUUGACCCCAAUUGUCUUCAUUUUCAGUUUGGAUUUGAUGCUGUAGAAAUAAACCCUGGUCAGCUGUGACUGGUAACCAGGGCACUGAGAUCCACUUUAACCCUCUGGUGCUGCACAAAAGGCGUAUCGUCCAGGGGAAGCAAGUAUACACUUGGCUCGCUGGAACAUUUUAGAAUACUGGAGAAUGUAUGAUGCAUUGUAAGAUAAAAAGAUGGUUAGAACUCUGCCUUUGGAAGGUAGUUGUGGUCUUCAAAGCGGCGCCCUUCAUAUUAGCAGAGGGACCUCACUUUCAGAAGCACUGCUCUAGAUAUACUUGAACUAGUUAGUGUGUACAGAAGUUUAUUCUAGAUAAUAGUAGGGUCAGUAGGGUCACAUUGCCUUGGGGCUGCAGCCACAUUCUUGGGUAUUCUGUGUAAAGCCCCAUGUUGUGAGUGGUUCCUACGCGGCUUGUUUUUCACCUGUGUAACACUAUGACUGUCUGAGGAGGAAAGGUAGACAGCAAGAUGAGACGAGAGGAGGAGAGACAUUUCCGAAAACCAGUUUGGCUCAAUGAGAAACCACGGCUGAGGUACUUGAACCCUUUGAAGCAAAUGGCUUGCUUUCACCCUGAGUUGAAUAUAUUUAAAGAAAAUGUGUUGUCUGCUACCAAACAUUUGAAGUUAGCGUUGGUCUAAACACAAAAUGUUGUUUCUUGAUGCAUUGUAAUACAUUUUGUCCUGUGCAAUAAAAUGUGAGAAGUUA